Callithrix jacchus (white-tufted-ear marmoset) is the source of this 3969-nucleotide messenger RNA. Its product is annotated as zinc finger protein 679-like. Gene Ontology annotation, molecular function: RNA polymerase II transcription regulatory region sequence-specific DNA binding; DNA-binding transcription factor activity, RNA polymerase II-specific. Gene Ontology annotation, cellular component: nucleus. NCBI's taxonomy places the organism in Eukaryota, Metazoa, Chordata, Mammalia, Primates, Cebidae. The record is from RefSeq and is a predicted model, not a curated record. Gene Ontology annotation, biological process: embryo development; regulation of transcription by RNA polymerase II.
CAUGGAGAGGACUAACGGCUUCAGGCAUAUGCCUGGGCAGUCCCCUCUCGCUGUGCCCGGAUGUGCAGGUCCCAUCGUCACUGCUGUGUCCUCGCUCCUUCAGGCCCAGCCUAUGUGGCCCUGUGACCCGCAGGUAUUGGGAGAUCCAUGCGUAAGAUGCCAAGGCCUCCUGGAAGCCUAGAAAUGGGACUGUUGACAUUCAAGGAUGUGGCCAUAGAAUUCUCUCUGGAGGAGUGGCAAUGUCUGGACACUGCUCAGAAGAAUUUGUAUAUGGAUGUGAUGUUAGAGAACUACAGAAACCUGGUCUUCCUCGGUAUUGCUGUCUCUAAGCCAGAGCUGAUCACCUGUCUGGAGGAAAGGAAAGAGCCUUGGAACGUGAAGAGACCUGAGACAGUAGCAGAACACCCAGCUGUGCAGCCUCAUUUCAAAGAAGAGCUUUGGCCAGAGAAAGGCCCAAAAGAUUUAUUGCAAAAAGCCCUACUGAGAAGACAUAGAAUACAUGGAUGUGGGAAUUUACAAUGCAGGAAAGGAUGUAGAAGUGUGAGUAAGGUGCAGAAAGGGUGUUAUAACAGACUUAACCAAUCUUUGUCAACUACACCUAGUAAAAUAUUUAAGUUUAAUAAAUGUAUAAAAGUCCUUAGUAAAUUGUCAGAUUUAAAUACACAUAAAAUAAGACAUACUGGAGAGAAGCCUUUCAGAUGUAAAGAAUGUGGCAAAUUUUUUCCCAUGUUGUCACUCCUGACUCAACAUCAGAGAAUCCAUCCUAGAGAGAAUUCCUACAAAUGUGAAGAAUGUGGCAAAGCCUUCAAAUUGUCCUCAAACCUCAUUGAACAUGAGAGAAUUCAUACUGGAAAGGAACUCUACAAAUGUGAUGAAUGUGGCAAAGCUUUUGUACAGUCUGCAAGCCUUAUUAUACAUAAGAGAAUUCAUACUGGGGAGAAACCCUACAAAUGUGAUGAGUGUGGCAAAACCUUUAAGAGCAUCUCAUACCUGAAAAAACAUAAGAGACUUCACACUGGGGAGAAACCCUACGAAUGUGAUGAGUGUGGCAAAACCUUUAAGAUCAUCUCAUACCUGAAAAAACAUAAGAGAGUUCACACUGGGGAGAAACCCUAUGAAUGUGAGGAUUGUGGCAAAACCUUUAAAUGGUUAUCACCCUUUACUAGACAUAAGAGAAUUCACACUGGAGAGCAACCUUCCAUUUGUAAAGAAUGUGGCAAAGCCUUUACACAAGCCUCAUGUCUUAAUAGUCAUAAGAAAAUUCAUACUGGAGAGAAACCCUACAAAUGUGAAGAAUGUGGCAAAGCCUUUACGUGGUGCUCAGGCCUUACUAGACAUAAGAAGACUCACACUGGAGAGAAACCCUAUAAUUGUGAAGAAUGUGGCAAAGCCUUUAAAUAUUCCACAAGUCUUAAUCAGCAUAAGAAAAUUCAUACUGGAGAGAAACCCUACAAAUGUGAAGAAUGUAGGAAAGCCUUUAAGUGUCAUUCAUCCCUUACUAAACAUAAGAGAAUUCAUACUGGAGAGAAGCCCUACAAAUGUGAAGAAUGUGGCAAAGCCUAUAGGUGCUCCUCAAACUUUCAAAAACAUAAGUUAAGUCAUACUGGAGAGAAACCCUACAAAUGUGAGAAUUGUGACAAAGCCUUUAGAUGGUUCUCAAACCUUACUAGACAUAAGAUAAUUCAUACUAGAGAGAAACCUCACAUUCCCAAGGAAUGUGGCAAAGCCUUUAAACAGUCCUAACACCUUAAUGGAUGUAAGAAUAUUCACACUGGAGAGAAUCCUUGUAGAUGUGACGAAUGUGGCAAAACCUUUAAGCGGCUCUCACACCUUACUAGACAUAAGAGGACUCAUACUGGAGAGAAACCCUAUAAUUGCGAAGAAUGUGGCAAAGCCUUUAAAUACUCCUCAGACCUUAAUGAACAUAAGAAAAGUCAUACUGUAGACAAACCCUACAAAUGUGAAGAAUGUGGAAAAGCCUUUAAGUGUUGCUCAUCUCUUAUUGAACAUAAGAGAAUUCAUACUGGAGAGAGACCCUACAGACAUAAAGAAUGUGAUAAAAUCUUUAACUGGGCCUCCAGCCUUCGAAAGCAUAUUAUGAUUCAUACUGGCAGGAAAUCUUACAUAUGUGAAGAAUGUGGCAAAGCCUUUCAGUCUUUCUCAAGCCUUUAUAAUCAUAAGGGACUUCAUACUUGAGAGAAACUCUACAAACCUCAAAAAUGUGACAAAUUUUAAUCCAGAACUCAAACUCUUCUAAACAUAAAUCAUAAUGGAGAGGAAUCAUUAUAGAAAUGUGAUAAAUGUUACAUAGCCUCUAAAUGGUUGUUACAUAUUACUGUACAAAGGAGCAUUCAUACUGGAGAGUGCCCCUACCAAUACAAAGAAAGGGAUAUUGCAUUUAGCCAGUACUCACACCUUGUAGUACAUGAAAGCAGUUACACUUGAGAAAUAUUGUACAAAUAUAAAGAAUGUGGCAAAGCCUUCAACAUCUGCUUAAAUCCCACUCAACUUUAAAUAAUUCAUACUUGAUUAAAGCUUUAUACAUGUAACUCGGACAUUUUAGAAAAUACAAGCCUUUAAAGUAAAUGAGAAUAUUGAUUCUGAAGAUAAACGUUAAAACUAUAAAGAGGGUGCAAUCAUUUUACUUUGAUCACAGAUUUUAUUUUACACAUAUUUUAUGCCAGAAGAAAACCCUGAGGAAGCUUCUAAAACUUUGUUAAACAACAGAAAAUUUGCAUUGGAGAGAAACCCUACAAAUGUAAUGAAUGUGGAAAAACAUUUGUUCCAAAACUACAGCUUAGACGAAUGAAAAAUACAGCUCAGACAGAUGAAAUACCCACAUUCCCACAUUCGACAAAAUCAGAGUGUUCUGUAUAGAAAAUAAUCCAAAGCUAAAACUGUUAUAUAAAUUAAUUUUAAAAGGAGAUUAAUUUUGAAAAGAUAUAUCUACAUUCAAAGUAUAUUCUUUUUUCAUUGAAGUUUCGAAUUUUCCAUUGAAUAUUAGAAUUUUUGAAAGGCAUAUAUUGAUCCAAUUCAGCUUUCAGAUACCUUCAUGCUUUCCCUUUAUUCCUGUUAUUCAUAUAAAAACACUGAACCAACAACUGUUGCCACACUGGAGCUAUGAGAGGUUAUCUUGUAUUAGGUGGGCACCAUUCAUGAACUAUGCCAUGGAUGAGGGACUACACUGAAAUCCAAGAUCCAUGAUGAAAAUCUAAGUGGAGAAGUUCUUUUUGGUUGAUGUAAGCCUUGUAAGGGAUGCAUGAGGUAGAUGGUCAGAGUAACAUUUAUCUGCAUUUUAAUGAGAAGGAAACAUUUCACAUUUUUGUAGUAAAUUGUUUUACCAAUUGCAGUUUUAUGUGAUACACUGCAGUUAGUGUGGAGACACUUUUUUUGAGAUUAUUUGUGAACUUAAUUUGUUUUGAAUUAAAAGUUUCUUUAAUGUAUUAUGACUACAAGGCAUGUAAUGAAGUGUUAUCUGGCCACCAACAUUAAACUGUCCUAUCUUACUCAAAGGUGCAAAAGACGAUAACAAUAUAUUAUUUGGUUACACAGAGAAGUGAUAUCUCCAGUAAUCCCAGUUGCCAGUGGUUUUAAAUUACAAAGAACUUGAAGAAUAUUGCUCCCAUAGGUUGUAUUUGUAUUUAAAGGUAAAGUUAUUUUGAAUUUUUGUGAGUAUGUAGUUGAUGUAUAUAUUUAUGAGCAUAUGAAUCAGACUGUUCUGUAUAUUUUGUUAUAGUCAUUUUGAUAUAUUUUGAGGUAUAUUUUGAUAUAGUCAUUCCAUGUGUACUAAUCUCAUCAGAGUAAAGGAGAUAUGUAUCACCUCAAGCAUUUACUCUUUGUGUUACAAACAAUUCAGUUAUACUUGUUAUUUUUUAAAUAUACAACUAAAUUUUUGUUGACUACAGGGUUACUAUGAUCAUAAUGAAAAUAGUUCAAUUAAAAUCUAUGUAUUUUUGAAUCCUGAAUAUU